AUGUCGGCAUUCUUCUACCAGCCACAGCAGCAUGCUCACCACGGUGCCGCUGCGCACAUGCAGCCUUCGAAUAACCACCACGGCGGACGCUCUCGGCGAGGACCCAAGAUGGCCGCUCAAAACGCCCAGCGCCAGUUCCGGGGUGUAAAAAGUAUGAGGGAGCUCGCUGAGGCUCCUGCAGUGACUGCCUUCCGCGCGAGGUUUGAGGCUGGACGGUCUUUCGACUUGGACGACGACUUGGAGUUCUGCCCCAGUCUCCUGACCGAGGACGAUCUUCACUCAAUCCAUUCCGCUGGUUCAGAUCGGUCGUCUCUUUCCAGUGGCUCUCCCGAUUCGUCUCCUCUCCAGCAUCAAAUUCAGCCUGUUCAGCAGGUGACACCGUCCAUCUCUUUAUCUCCCGCAUCUACCAACUCAUACGUCCAUUCCGGCGUUACCGGUAAUCUUAAUCACGUGAACUUUCAGCAACCAUCUGCGGUCCGCACCCGCAAGGUCAUCCCUAUCGUCAACCCCCAUACUGGCAUGACCCUGACCAGCCCGCCCACGUCCAUCUCCCCGGCCUCGAUGCAGAAUGCUCAGCGUCGCUGGUGA
This is a messenger RNA of Aspergillus bombycis, 588 nucleotides long. RefSeq names its product DUF4452 domain-containing protein. Lineage: Eukaryota; Fungi; Ascomycota; Eurotiomycetes; Eurotiales; Aspergillaceae. The transcript has 2 exons. The record is from RefSeq and is a predicted model, not a curated record. The coding region runs from base 1 to 588 and encodes 195 amino acids.